AUUAAAAAAAACACUUUUAAUAUAAAAAAUAAAUUUUCUUAUUUAAUUUUUAUUUUUUUAAUAUUUUAGAGGCAUUUAGUCGACCCAAAUAGAUGUUUUUAAGUCUUUUUGCAAUAAACAUUUGGACUGAUUCUUCCAAGUUACUUCAGCAUGUGUUCAUACAAUUAAAUUCUUGUAUGGUACAAAAGAACUUAGGUUUGGAAUGUCAUGUCAUACUUCAAAAUUGGGAGUGACAGACAAGAAUAUACUGAAAUGGUGGAACCAGAUUGCAUCGGUUGAAAUGGAUCAAGUUGUACCUUCAAGUGGGACAAGAAGUCCCAAGAAGCAAAUUGGUGGAGGAAGAUGGACAUGACAUUCCAAGAGAGCUAUUCUCCUAUGAGAGCUACUCAGCUCAAGGAAGAACACUGAGAUUGACCUUUGUCACAAGUUACAGGUCUCCAUAACACCAACAAUGUUUCACUUCAUUUUCACUUGGGUCCUGCUCUUAGCCUCUGUAGGGUUUGUUGAUUAUAAGUUCAGUACAUGUUUUCUUUACCUGCUCAUGCAAUGCAUAUCACUAGUCUUCAUUGCUCAAACUGAAUUAGGCAUUCAUCACCAGUACAUCAUAGGGUUUGUCAUAAUAAGAGUUAUGAGAUGCAAUUCAGAACAGAACGUUGCAGGCAAGCACCUACUGGUCACCCUAACCCACUGAGAAUUAUUUCCAAGGGAAUGCACUUGAUUGCAAACCGAGGGAUUAAUGAUGAUUAUCCUAUUCUUAUCAGCUAUAAUUUCUUCGCUUAUUGUACAUACCAUAGUGAUUACAAUGAAAUACUAACUCAAUAUUCAUAUUCUAGCAGAAAAUCACUGGCUACAUUUUCAAUCUUAUCCUGCUAACUUGCUUUUUGUCCUUUGCAAUUUUCAUUUUCUGUAACCCAACAUUUUAAUGUUUUAUCAUUGUUUUUGCCUUAAGUUUAAGUCAUGGCCAGUGCAGAGGUCCUUCAGGAACUUUCCGUAUUGAUGUUCAAGAUAGGCUUCUUUGGAUCCCUUUUAGGGCCCAAAGCAGAACAAGAGAAUCUUUUAACAUAAUGCCAAUGUGGACCAAGUGAUCCUUGAACAGCAUCAAGCCUUUUUGUUUUUGCUUUAUAGUAACAUGAUAAUGACAAAUCAAAUUAUCAUCUUGUUCAGAUUAACAAAACUACAUUGAUUUUUUUUUUUAAUUUUCAUGGAAAAGGAAAUAGCACAUACUUCAUUUUAACCCAUCUAACGAACUGUCUUUUUUUUUCUUUGAUAAAUAGCAUCUUGGAUCUUAUAGUGUUGACCUUGACACUCAAAAUUACCUACCAUAAUGCAAGGAUCAUACGUUACAUAUGUGAUUGUAUCAGCCAAUGUACCUUAGUUUAUAUCUUAACAAUGUGCUCAUCACACAUGAAUUUCUACUAAUUUCUAUAUGAUCUCUAUGCUCAUCACACAUGAAUAUCCUCCAAUAGUUGCAAAACAUGAUAUUAAAGGCAUAAAGUUCUCUGAAUGAGCCUCUUUGAGGUUCUCUUCCUGGAAGAUAUAUGUAUGUAGGCUCCAAACAACCACAUUCAUUCAUAGUCAUUUUCAAUUGUAGACAAUCAAACCCUAUUUGGUUUAUGUAAUUUUCAAUUUGUAAAUGUUAGAUCAUUAAAUUUGGUUUUCCAUCAUUGAGAUUUUGAUUCAUCUUGAGGUAUGAUAUAUUAUGCCCUCUCUGUGCAUAUAAUGUUGAUGUACACGCAUGUGUAAAACUUUACGAACACCAACAUAAAGAUGCACUUCUCAUUGUAUACAUGACUACAUUAAUGUAUCUGUUUGUUAUUUUGUGCAAUUGUGUGGAGCCCUUUCUCCAUCCUUCUUAUUCAUCCCUGCAUAAGCUGGUCUGUGCAAGUGUUCAUUUAUAUAGUUAGCAUCUGACAGAAAAUUUGUGCUCUUUGAAGGAGAGAUAAGUCGCCUCUUCCUUUUCUUACUUAAAAAGUUUCUUUAGGAGGAAACUGUCCUGAUUAAACUUGUUCAUGGAUGCAUGUCAAGGAAGAUUCCCUUGGAAAUCAUCACCAUCACACCUUGACUAAGUGCAAGUCAAACAGGAAAAAUGAAUUUCAAGAAAUCAUCACCAUCAAGGAGAUGGUGAAAGAAGUAAUACCUUUUUAUUUGACUUGGGCCUGUUUCCCUGAGGUCUUUGACUUCGCCUCUUCCCUUGGAAAUCAUCUCCUUGAUGGUGAUGAUUUCUUGAAAUUCAUUUUUCCUGUUUGACUUGCACUUAGUCAGGUAUCACCAUCUCCUUGAUGGUGAUGAUUUCUUGAAAUUCAUUUUUCCUGUUUGACUUGCACUUAGUCAAGGUGUGAUGGUGAAAGAAGUAAUACCUUUUUAUUUGACUUGGGCCUGUUUCCCUGAGGUGUUUCUAGUUCAGUUAGAGUCCCUUCAUAUUAUAACCAAGGAGGGAAUCUAAGUCAGAGAUUUGACCAACUUAGGAUAAAUUCUCAAAGUCAGACAUUCCCUACAGUUUUAUGUUAAUCGAUUACUUUAAAUCCUUGAAAUCUCCUCCUUGUUUCGAGGACACUAAUUGCAGUAUUAAUCUCAUACAUCCCACAGCUGGAUCAGGCAACUUGGUUACUCUUAAAGAAGUUCUGAUACCUGAUGCAGGCUUUUUCUACAUCCUUAGGUUGUAGACAUCAGUUUACACAAGGAAUGUCCCUUUAUAUGCCUUUGAGAUUACAUGCCUAUCAAGAUUAUUCUAUUAAUUUGGCUCUUAAAGAAGUUCUGAUACCUGUUGCAGGCUUUUCUACAUCCUUGGGUUGUAGACAUCAGUUUACACAAGGAAUGUCCCUUUAUAUGCCUCUAAGAUUACAUGCUUAUCAAGAUUAUUCUAUUAAUUUGGCUAGUCAAACACACAUUUCAAGACCUGCUUAGCAAUAAGAGCAGCCAUUUAGAUACUAAACUUGCCUGUUCAGACAAUUUACACAGUUGUAGAAGAUGCUGCAUCAGACUAUUCAAGCCAUUUUCUUGUUCUGAAAAGAUGGUCUCAUGUUUUAGAGUUUCAACAGUCAUCAAUCGUUUAUUACAAGGCUUUUCCAGAUUCUUCAUUUCUUAUGGCUGAUAGAUAUUCUACUUGCUGACCAAUUAUGAAUUUAAGUUUUGCCAAUAGUGUUCAGCCUUCAUUACAGUGUUGGGUUGAGAUCUUUUCUGGUUUCUUGGUGUGCCACAUGUCAAACCGGGAUCAAGGGAUUGGUUUCGGAGGCAAGCUGGAGCUGCUUCGAUCCGGCGCUGUCGGUGGAGGAGUCCGAAGUCAUGGCGCAGCUGUUGGGGGGGUCUCAGAGCUUCGCAGGCGACCAUGAUCAACAGCAACAGAUGCUUUGGUCCGACCAUAAUGCCGAUUCUUACUACUGUGCUGCUACUUCUUACCCCGAUCCGUACUGUUGGCCGCAAGGCAACUGUAGCAGAAGCAGCACCACCGACUAUUACUGCUUUAGCGAUCCCCACAUGGUUCCUGCGAUCGGCGUUAGCUCUACCCCGAUGAGUUUUAGCAUCGGCGGCGAGCGGAUCGACACCCCGUCCUUCCCCGUCGGUGCUCAUCAUCAGUUUGGCGCAGCGGUCUGCGUGACCGAGGAAGCCAGCAGUGACGAAGUCGUGGAUUCCUUGGCGAAGCCUCCUCCACCACCUCCUCCUCCUCCCCCUCCUGCGCAUGCCUCGCAAGCCAUCAAGAGAAGGUUGCAUGGUGGCGUCAUCGAGGUGGCUGCCAACACGGAAGAGGAUGACACCCAACUCCAGAGCCCCAAAAAGAAGGCCCGGGCAUCGGCACCUAUGCCUAAGAAGGGGAAGAAUGCGCAGUCCAAGAAGGCUCAGAAGAGUGGUGGUAGCUGCAACGAGGAAGAGAGCAAUGGCGACAUGAAUCCUCAGAGCUCCUGUUGCUACACCUCGGAGGACGACUCGAACGGAUCUCAGGAGCUGAAGGGAGCUGCUGCAUCUCUGAAUUCAAAUGGCAAGACGAGAGCUGGUCGUGGCUCAGCUACCGAUCCACAGAGUCUCUAUGCGAGGAAGAGGAGAGAAAGAAUCAACGAGAGGUUGCGAAUUCUGCAGACUUUGGUCCCGAAUGGAACAAAGGUUGACAUCAGCACAAUGCUUGAGGAAGCAGUUCAAUAUGUGAAGUUCUUGCAGCUUCAAAUUAAGCUUCUGAGCUCUGAUGACUUGUGGAUGUAUGCACCCAUUGCAUACAAUGGCAUGAACCUUGGGAUCGACCUGAACAUAGCUUCAAAAUCUCAGCAGUGACAUCCAUAUACAAUCUUCCUUUUUCUUCCUUUUUGUCCCCUAAAAUGUUUUGAAUUUUUGGCUCAUUUCCGCAGAGCAAAGGGAUCAUCAGUACUUGACUAGCAAUUAUGAGAAGCGUGUUGAUGAUUCAAAUUGACCAAAUCUCAUGUAUUCUUGACUUAUUUCAUCAGUUUUGACUGUUAACUGAUGGAAAGAUUGGUCCAAAACUACAGAUGAUGAUGUAAAUGAGGGCAACUGCCUAAUUCAAAACAUGACUUUUGUACUGAGACACUACCUUUGGAUGUGAUAUGUUGGGUGACCCCCAAAAUUGUUAUUAUUGGAGGCAGC
This is a messenger RNA of Musa acuminata AAA Group (dessert banana), 4587 nucleotides long. RefSeq names its product transcription factor RSL2-like. The record is from RefSeq and is a predicted model, not a curated record. Bases 3283 to 4260 code for a protein of 325 amino acids. Gene Ontology annotation, biological process: regulation of transcription by RNA polymerase II. Gene Ontology annotation, molecular function: RNA polymerase II cis-regulatory region sequence-specific DNA binding; DNA-binding transcription factor activity, RNA polymerase II-specific; protein dimerization activity. Lineage: Eukaryota; Viridiplantae; Streptophyta; Magnoliopsida; Zingiberales; Musaceae. Gene Ontology annotation, cellular component: nucleus. The transcript has 6 exons.